Messenger RNA from Arabidopsis lyrata subsp. lyrata, 1236 nucleotides. RefSeq names its product 36.4 kDa proline-rich protein. The transcript is spliced from 2 exons. The record is from RefSeq and is a predicted model, not a curated record. Bases 123 to 986 code for a protein of 287 amino acids. Lineage: Eukaryota; Viridiplantae; Streptophyta; Magnoliopsida; Brassicales; Brassicaceae.
AUUUUGGGGCGUCUCUUCUUAUUGCAGAAGUAGCCCCCAUCUUCACGUGAUCCCUUCUUCUCAUUCUUUCUCUAUAUAUCCAUAUACUCUUUCGUAUAGUUCCUCCAUCCACUCUACUCAACAUGGACUCCUCUAAAAUCUCAUCUCUCUCUUUCUGCCUCUUCCUCAUCUGCAUUAUCUAUUUUCCCCAACAUUCCCUCUCAUGCGGUUCAUGUAACCCCAGGAAGGGUGGAAAGCCCUCCCCUAAACCCCCAGUACACAUUCCCAAACUACCAGUUCCUCCGGUGACCGUCCCUAAGCUACCGGUUCCUCCAGUGACUGUACCUAAGCUACCCGUUCCUCCAGUGACUGUACCCAAGCUACCGGUUCCUCCGGUGACCGUACCUAAGCUACCCGUUCCUCCAGUGACUGUACCUAAGCUACCGGUUCCUCCGGUGACCGUACCUAAGCUACCAGUUCCUCCAGUGACCGUUCCCAAGCUACCCGUUCCUCCGGUCACCGUCCCAGAGCUACCCGUUCCCCCGGUAACUGUCCCUAAGCUACCCGUUCCUCCGGUGACCGUCCCAAAGCUACCCGUACCUCCAGUGGUAGGUCCCAACCUGCCAUUGCCACCUUUGCCAAUUGUGGGUCCUAUUCUACCACCGGGAACAAACCCACCAGCCACAGGAGGGAAGGAUUGUCCUCCACCGGCAGGGAGCGUAAAGCCACCAUCAGGGGGCGGGAAGGCGACAUGUCCUAUAGACACGCUGAAGUUGGGUGCGUGCGUUGACUUGUUGGGUGGUCUAGUAAAGAUAGGGCUUGGGGAUCCAGCAGUUAACAAAUGUUGUCCGUUACUUAAAGGCCUCGUUGAAGUCGAAGCCGCGGCUUGUCUUUGCACUACCCUCAAGCUCAAAGCUCUUGACCUCAAUCUUUACGUCCCUGUUGCUCUUCAGCUUCUCCUUACCUGUGGCAAAAAUCCACCUCCGGGCUACACUUGUUCCAUAUGAUAAACUCACUCCACUUAUAAUGGAUACUUUGGAGACGAAAAAGUGAGAAGAGAAUGGCAGAGCUCCAAUCUUUCCUGUGUUUACCAAUAUAUCAUAUCAAAUCCUAUCCCGUUGAUUCUUUCCUCUAUCGUUCCCUUCUGCUUGUAUUAUUAAUUAAUGUGUGAUUUUUAGAUUAAUGAUUCUUCUCUUGUAUUAAAGUAUGAUUUGAAAUUUUACUUUUUUUUUUUUGAGUUAUCGAAUGAAUUGAACU